AUGUCUAAACUCAUGGAUGAUAUUGAACUUGUCCCAAUUGCUGAUGUCAAACUCCAUCUAGUUCGUACUUAUGAGGCACGAAUGAAGCGAAGAUGGGAACGAAAACAACAAAAAGAAGAAACGACCAUUCCCUUACUGCAACAUGGGGAACUUUUUGCGAAGAAACUUCAAUCUGUAGAGGGUUACGUGAUUCCAGAUAACUGGGAAGAGGUUCAUUCUACAGUUUUGCGCCAGGGCACCUUGUUACCUGCAUUAUUUCUGUCCUCUAUGAAGCACUAUUAUCCUAAGCACUUUCUUCCUGCUAUCGAAGUAAUUGGUGAACGAAUAUGGGAACAGCAACUGCCUGUACAUAAAGGAGCUCAUCUUUUUCAAUGCUCACGUGAUGCUGGAAUAAGCUUCAAAGAAUCAGACGAAAUCAUAUCUCGGCUGAGCCACGUUGGGGCUUGUUUCCAAAUCAGUGUUAACGGUUGCUGUGCUAUGGUUUUAUCUUUGUUUCAGCACCUCUUUUUUAGGCUUCCAGCGCUCCAUUUUUUGCUUCAACAACAAGUGACGCACCGACAACAACCUUCAACGAUUUCAAUGAUUUCAAGAAAUCCCCGUUGA
This is a messenger RNA of Haemonchus placei, 603 nucleotides long. The record is from the annotation of a GenBank genome assembly. Lineage: Eukaryota; Metazoa; Nematoda; Chromadorea; Rhabditida; Trichostrongylidae.